ACAAAAAUGACUCACAUCUCAACUACGAAUUCGGAUCGUUAAACAAUAUACAAAAAUACAAGUUUGUGUACAAUUAAUUAAAGAGAAUCACCCCCACGACAUUCACAACAAUGGGCUUGUUCGGCAAAACUCCCAGCAAAGAUCCGAAAGAACAGGUGCAAGAGUGGACGCACAAGAUUCGAAAGGAGGGUAACCAGCUUGAUAGACAAAUACGCAGCAUACAACGGGAGGAGGAGAAAGUUAAGAGAUCGCUUAAACAGGCGGCUCAGAAAAGUGAUCGCGACACCUGCGUCAUUCUAGCCAAGGAGAUAGUUAAUGCCCGCAAGGCCGUCAAUCGCAUUUACACGACUAAGGCGCACCUCAAUUCCGUACAGAUGCAAAUGAAGAAUCAGUUGUCUACCUUGCGUGUGGCUGGAUCACUGCAAAAGUCCACAGAGGUAAUGCAGGCCAUGCAGAAUCUUGUUAGAUAUCCAGAAUUGGCGGGCAUAAUGCGGGAUAUGUCCAAGGAAAUGAUGAAGGCGGGUAUAAUCGAAGAGAUGUUGGACGAGACAAUGGAUUCGAUUGAGGAGACCGAGGAAUUGGAAGAGGAGGCUGCCAAGGAGGUGGACAAAGUGUUAUGGGAAAUUACGGACGGCAAGUUGGGAGAGGCUCCAUUGCCACCAGAGGCUACACCAGCAACUGCAUCCACAUUGACACCGGCGCGCGUUCCAGUUGCCGAGGCUGUGGCUGACGACGAUGAUGAGGAUGAAGGAGAGGAUCUCAAGGAGAUGCAAAGUCGACUGGCCUCAUUGCGCUCAUAAGUAUCAUGGGAUCAAAUGGGUGACCCAGUUGUGAAAAGUAAAUUUAGGCAUGUGAUUGUAUUCGUAGCACCUAGACCACCCACACCUUUUUCAUCAGUUGAAAAUUCCCAAAAUUCUAAAGCCACCCACACACUCUGCCCUCGAUAAUUACAAAAAAAAACCAAAAUGAUCGUCAAAAAUCGAAUUGGUUCACUUUUCCGCUA
Molecule: messenger RNA, 1003 nt
Organism: Drosophila willistoni
Lineage: Eukaryota; Metazoa; Arthropoda; Insecta; Diptera; Drosophilidae
Gene: Vps24
Product: charged multivesicular body protein 3
Exons: 3
Coding region: 111-800 (229 amino acids)
Biological process (GO): endosome transport via multivesicular body sorting pathway; protein transport; late endosome to vacuole transport
Cellular component (GO): multivesicular body; ESCRT III complex
Source: RefSeq, a predicted model, not a curated record